Drosophila serrata is the source of this 4171-nucleotide messenger RNA. It is a transcript of the gene Su(var)3-7, whose product is annotated as Suppressor of variegation 3-7. Gene Ontology annotation, cellular component: cytoplasm. NCBI's taxonomy places the organism in Eukaryota, Metazoa, Arthropoda, Insecta, Diptera, Drosophilidae. The record is from RefSeq and is a predicted model, not a curated record. Gene Ontology annotation, molecular function: DNA binding.
GUUACGGUCACUCUGCCCUUCGGAUUGCAAAUUUGAUUUGUCGCCUGUGUUUUUGCAUUGUUUUAAAUUUCCAGCGCAUGCUGUGAUUGCGUGUCGGCCCGGCAACUUUGUGGAAACUACCCGGAGUAUAUGGGGCUUGAACGCCUAGCCGCAAGGAAUGGAUGAAGAAAAAACACGGACAGAACUGCUUAACGGAGCGUCCGACGCCGGUCACAAAAUGGCGUCGGCGAAUCCCGAUACUUUGGCCUCGGCCACACACGAGCUGAAAAUCAUGGACGUGGAGGGAGCGGUGGUGACAGAGCCUCCUGUUGAACCCCCAAUGGUUAUCCUGGUCGACGACGACGAGCCGGUCGAGGAGAUGGAGGAGGAGGAGGAGCAGGAGGAAGCGGACCUAAUAGAUAUCAACAUGGACGAGGGCAGUACCCCACUAGUGGCUGAGUUGCAAUCGGCGCUGAACAAUCCAGACGAUAAGCCUUCCGAGGAUCCGCUGCUUGGCGAUCCUGACAGGGAUAUCGAUAACCUGUCCGCCAAGACGGAGCCGAGCAGCGAUGCCGAGAGCAACCACUCGUACCACGAUCCCAUGGGCCUGCUGGAGCGCAUCGAAACGCAAGAGGCCGACAGCCAAGACGAGGACGAAGACUACAGCAUCGAUGAUGGCAGUAGCGCCAAUGGCGGUAUCACCCGCAAGAAGAUGCCGCGUGCCGCGCGCUGGCUGAUUUGGAUGAAGCGCUGGCCCUGGAUGCUGCAUGAGGACACAGACGGCACCUACGCCUUCUGCCUGUACUGCAAUAUGAGCAUCAACGUGAACAACCGCUCCAAGCACAUCCAGCAGCACAAUAUGUCGCUGUACCACCAGGAGCGCGAGAAUAACUACUUGGCCUUCAAGAAGAGCGAGGAGCAGACCAGAGGAGCGACCAGUGACAAUGAGGUAAAGCACGAAUUCGGCACGAAGUCCUAUGUGGCCGCUAUGAAAAAGAAGCGGAUAAGCGAGAUCGAAGCCUUUAACAACUUCAACUGGUUGCGGUGGCUCCGUUCCCACCCUUGGUUGGAGCGUUCCCAGGCGCAGGGUACCAUGGGUUUGUGCCGCAUCUGCAAUAUCAAAAUGAAUGUUGAGUUUGUAUAUCUGCGCAAGCGUCACGAGACCACAAAGGGUCAUCAGGAGGCGCUACGUCAGCAGGACUCCGAUACGGCAAGCCGCAAACGCAAGCGUAGCAAGAGCACCAGCGGUCCCUCCUUGGUCAACGGGGAGGCGGAGCAAGAGCCACAGCAGGAAGAAGAGCCAGAAGCAGAGGACACCACAGUAGUAACUAUUAACGGUCAUUUGAAUAAUAGUGAUGACCCCGGCAAGUGGUUUGAGCUAAUUCCAGCCACCACUCCACAGCAGUGUCGUUGCACGCUAUGCAAUUGCCAGAUGGCAAUCACUAGCUUCAUGCGACACUGCAAGGCCAAUGCGCACUGCCAGAAGCUAACGGGCCCCCCUCAGAGACGAUCUACAACGGAACGUGGGAUCUGGGCUGUGUACGCUGAUCUGCAUCCCUGGAUGAUUGCGGAUCCAGAGGACCCGAAUUUAGCCUAUUGUAAGGUCUGUCAAAAGCGGUUUAUGUACGGUAAUUCGGAGAUCAAGCGCAAGAACCACGAAAAAUCCGAGAAGCACAUGUCGGCUCUCGCUGCCGCCAAGGCAGCCGGCGAAGCUAGCAUGGCUGAUGGGGAACGGGAGGAGGACGGAAGCGAAGAAGAUGAGCAGUCGGAGGCUGAGGGGGCUGCCAGUGAGCACACGCAGUCAGAGGCUCGAUCGGGGAGCGAAGGCAGCGAAGAAGACGACGAUAAUUGGUCGGACAAGCAAAAGGGAAAUAAGGGCCUAGCAGUGAAAUCUGUUUCGGAACCAAGAAGGGCCAAGGUACGUGCCGGAGUGCAUUUCUACCCGUGGCUAUGUUACUCCAAAGACCGGAAAACACAGUUAUGCAAGUAUUGCCGGGUGCGCUUCCAUAGUGAAUCGGCAAAGGCGCGGCACGAAUUUAGCGCUCGGCAUAAAAAGCUUAUGAAUCAGUUUAAGGCGCGCCAGGCGAAGAUGCCGCAAAACACGAUGCCUGUCGCUGAAGAGGAGGAGGAGGACGGGCAGAGCAAUUCAGACGCGGGCACAAUAAACAAUAAGGCAGAGACUCAGCCCAUCGAUAAACUAUUCGUAAAGCCCAUUCCGGCCACCAUGAAGGGCAAAGUAAUGGUGUGGAAGAGCCGUUUUCCAUGGCUGUCGUACAAGAAGAGCGAGAUGCGUGGCAACUACGCAUGGUGCAAGCUCUGCGAUGUGUCCAUCUUCCUGCCCAGCUCUAAGUGGGGCGCGAAACACCAGCGCACCUCACGACACAUUCGCCUGCGCAACGAACGCAGGCGCAAUGCCGGUCAGCCCACGAGAACGACAGAGGGCAUCUCUGCCGCCGUGGCCACUGCCGCCGCUUUGGCCAGUGGCGAGGCCAAACAGAAGGCUGCUAUGGCAGAGCUGCAGGCCAAAUAUAACUGGCUGGAGCCCGAUGCCAAUGAUGAGAAUCACUGCCAUUGCCGCGUAUGCGAUACGCGGCUACCGAUUAAGGUGUUCUACCUGCGUCAGCACGAUUCCUCGCGCAAGCAUGCCGACGGACUGGAGCGGCAGAGGAGCAACAACGCGAAGGUAGCUGCGCCAUCGGUCAGCACCAACUCGGAAGCCACUGCAGACCCGGAAGUGCAGGAGUCUGGCUUGGACAAGGACAGUGACGGCGACAUGAGUGUGAGAUCCGAUGGCAGCACGGCAGAGCCGCCGACAAAGCGAUCCCGUCGCUCAAUGGAGGUUCGCCGUAUCCUUCGUGCACUGCGCGAUUCUAUGGGCAAGCGUCAUGAGGAGCGUAGCCAGCUAGACAUGGCCAAGGACAUGAUCUGCUCCUCUUUUGAUAUUGUCACGCGACUGCGAACAAUGGAACGAGAAGGGGCCAUGGGACAUGGCAACUGCACGGCGCAGGCGCCGGAACCGGUGAAAGUGGCCCCGGCGAAUGCACAGCCAUCGGAGCCCCGGCAUGUAAUGGAUCUCUUUUUCGACAGCAUUGCGCCCACCAUGAAAUCUCUGCCAGCGGACUUGGCGGCUGAGGGCAAGGCCAAGAUCAUGCAGCUGGUUUGUGGGUUAGAAGUUCGAGCCAUGCACAGGAAUACCGCAAAAUCAGCUUCUCCCGCUUCUACCUCUGCUCCACCUACCCCAGUUGCUGUUGCUGCUGAAACUCCUUCUGCUACAGUUCAAGCCGCAGCUGUUGACGACGACUUCCAUUCCAAUGUCAUCACAAUUAACGACGAUGACCAGCUCAUAAUGAACAAUAACAAUGACGUGGAAUCACCUCCAAAUAAGUCAGGCAGCGGGACACACUCUGCGUCUUUGUCCAUCAACGGCAAUCCAAAAGACCUCCCAGAGAAUAUACGUCGUAUAUUGAGUUCUUCCCAACUGCAGGUAACAAAUCGCAACGAUCCGGACUCCGUCCGAUGUGUGCCGCUGGACAAGUUAACGACUCAGAGUCCGAUUAGGGUGAAUGGAACUACGCGACAUAGCCAAGGUGGCUCCUUGGAGGUUCCACCAUCAACGCCUGGAGGCGAAACUAACAAUAGCAAUACCUUGGCCAUGCUGCGGCAAAUACGCGUGAACAACAACAAUAGCUCGAAGAUGAUCACUAUUUCCAAGCCACCCAUGCAGGCGCAGCAGCAUUCUGCAAGCAUAUCCUCGACAAUGCCGCGGAACACCAGCAGCGGAGCCCAUAUUAAUUCCUUUCGGCCUAUAAUAAAUCCCAAUCGUAGACCAUAGAGCUAAACAAAUCAUCACUCAUCCAUAGCCUUAGAUUUUGUCAUUGUCAUUAUUUAAUUCACUUUGAUUUGGACACUAUUUUAUGCAUAUGUUAACGAUAAAUGCUUGCGGGCACUAUAUCUAUUCCAUACAUAUAUAUAUAAAUAUUAUAAAUCGCUUGAUGACGAGACCCGAAGAGUCACCUUCAAAAAAGAACAAAAAAUUGUAAACUUUUUUUCUUUUUCCCAAAUCAAUAAGAAACUGGGCUUAGUAAAUCGUACCAAUAGUUGUUUUAUAAGCAGAUGAAAAACUUGAUAAGUUCUUUUGUUUACAGACUUUUGCCAAGUCUAAAUUAUAAUUAAACUGAAUGUAUUUACUAUA